Physcomitrium patens is the source of this 1458-nucleotide messenger RNA. RefSeq lists its product as uncharacterized. Gene Ontology annotation, biological process: CAAX-box protein processing. The record is from RefSeq and is a predicted model, not a curated record. Gene Ontology annotation, molecular function: metalloendopeptidase activity. Gene Ontology annotation, cellular component: membrane. Lineage: Eukaryota; Viridiplantae; Streptophyta; Bryopsida; Funariales; Funariaceae.
GGCCGCAGUUCGUGCACGACUCGCAGCAAAAAACCUGCUGAGCUCCAAGGGCGCAACCAUAGCCUAGAGACAAGUUUGAAUUCGCAGUCACGGGGCUUUCGCAACGUCGCGGGACCACUCUGCGAGCUUCGACAGGUGAACACACUGGCGAUGGAGAUGGGAGCUCGUUUCGUUUGCUUGGCAACGCCCCCGAGGUGCGGGCUAUGUUUCGGUGCUUUAAGCCCCGGCGCUGCCACCACGGGUAUUCCAUUCACCGCUUCGCCAUUUUCUCAGGGAGAUUGUUUGAAAAUGGACGAGAGUCUCUCGGGCAAGAAGAUAGCUUCUAGUUAUAGAUCGUCGAAGGUGCGUCCAUUCUUAGGUACGAGCCUCUGGAAGCUUCUGCCGCAGGAUUCUUUCGUAUCACGGCGUCCACCACUCAUAAAUGCAGCAAAACAAUCUGGGAAUCAAGGAAAGAAUUCGAAAACACCACCUUCCGCAGAUAAACUGGAUGACGAAAAACUCACAGAAUCAUCACGUCUGGAAGGACAAGCUGUUGAGGAAAAAGUUAACAAAAAAAAUUCUGACAUCAAAACAGCUCCAGCUGCCAGAGAGGAAGUCUUAAAAGCAUGCGUGAACACAUCAGCCGCUUUAGCUAUAGCCGGAAUUGCCAUUCGGCAGGGUACACACUGGGCAGCAGAAGCGAAUUGGUCUGUUCCAGACUGUUAUUUAGGAAUGACGUAUAACUUUCAGGCUUGGCACUUGGGAGUAACUCUUGGAACGGUGACGCUCAUAGCGUCUUUGCGACAAAUUCUUCUCUCAACUUGGCCUGAAUUCUCUCAGUCAAGUCGACAAUCUAAUAAGCAGGUCCUGAGCUCUUUGGAGUUAAAUGAUUAUCUCUUGGUGUCAUUCUUGCCUGGCAUUUCCGAGGAACUAUUGUUUCGAGGCGCUAUCUUGCCACUAAUCGGUGUGGAUUGGCGUGGAGUUGUUUUUUCUGGUCUUGUAUUUGGAAUCCUUCAUAUAUCAGGUGGACGCAACGCUGCUUUCGCUGCUUGGGCUUCUUUUGUGGGAUGUGUGUAUGGAUUGGCAGCUAUAAUCACGAAUGAUCUGGCGGUUCCAAUGGUGGCUCACUCCGUUGCUAACUUAGUAGCUGCGUACGUUUGGCGAAUCGAAUCGAACAACGAUACGAAGAUAUAAAUCAAUCUCUUUUACUGCUACAUCUAUCAUCAGGAGAUGGUUCCACGAGCACAAAAUUUUGUGCAUGCUCACAUUGAAAAUUUAACUGGUUAAACAAACCAGUUUUGUAAUGCCUUGAUUAUACGGUUUAUCUGUAUCUUAUUUUGUAUAUUAAAAUUGCUCUUUAUUCACAUAACCGAUGCAGGAGAUUUUCAGCAACAGUCCAUUUGUACGACAAAUUUUCACGAAGUUGUGGAAGCUGUUAAAGAUCACCUAACAUAUUGUGACCUACCAAUAUUAAAACCA